Molecule: messenger RNA, 2428 nt
Organism: Magallana angulata
Lineage: Eukaryota; Metazoa; Mollusca; Bivalvia; Ostreida; Ostreidae
Product: CST complex subunit STN1-like
Exons: 9
Coding region: 19-1185 (388 amino acids)
Biological process (GO): double-strand break repair via homologous recombination; nucleotide-excision repair; DNA replication
Cellular component (GO): DNA replication factor A complex; chromosome, telomeric region; site of double-strand break
Source: RefSeq, a predicted model, not a curated record
UGUGUUAGUAUUUCCUACAUGAUUUUUCCCCGCGAAAGUUUGACAUGGGAUUGUUAUUGUAUUUGUUAUGAGAUGGAUGUUGAAGAAAUGGAAGUGGAUGGAUUGGAAAAUCACAGUUUAAGAAAUGAUAAAAUUCCCAAAACGUUAUGUGGACUAGAUUUUUGUUUCCAUGUUUUCAAUAAAAUGUAUAUCGAUGACAUUAUCGCUCUGGAACAGUGUGAUGUUAUACCAGGAAUGUACUGGUAUAAAAGGCAUCCAAUUUACAAAGUUGACAUAAUGGGAGUGGUGGUGAAAAGGCAAGAAAAUGUUUGUUGUUUCAUCUAUGCAGUGGAUGAUGGAACAGGUGUCAUCACAUGUUGUUGUUGGAAAAGCAGAUUACAUGACCAAAGCUCAGAGGAUAUAGAAACUACUCUCCAAAGAUGUCGAAAUCUACCAGAAGUGCUAAGAAAGAAGAUGUCAGGUGUUUUGAUGUCAGAGGCCAAGAAGAAGGAGGGAUAUAGUUUAGGGGACUUAGUUCACAUCAGAGGCAAAAUCAAGAUCUUUCGAGGGGAGCGGGAAGUAGUGGCAUCAUACCAUAAUAAACUUGAAGAUCCCAAUAUGGAAAUAGUUAGAAUGUCAGAACUACCCAUCUUGUAUAGAACUCUCUAUGACAUGGAUACAUUACCCAAGAAAGUAUUAGAAGAGCUAUCAGAAAUGUCUGGUCAAAAGAAAGGAAUAUGUCAUGGCGAGAUUGUUCCUGAACUGAAGAAAAUUUUGGUAACUUUUAUUGAAGAUCAACAACCAGAGGAGAUUAGUGUUGAGCAUGUUAGUAAAAUUCCAGGGGUUACUGUUCUCCUGAAAGAGAUGAAAACAUCGGAGGAAAAGAAUACCCAGAUACAGAGCGCCCUGGAUGUCUUAGAGGGAGAAGGGCGUGUGUUUACUAAACAGAAGAACCACGUAUACGGGGUGAUAAACCCUGGAUGUUCCAUGGAAAGACUCAUCAUGGAUAUUUUGAAGAGAGAUUGUGUUAAAGAGAAAUUUCAGAAUGAGGGCUGUCAUAACUUGCAUAUCGUGGACGAAGUUCGGAAAUCCCCUGACUACAGUGCUAUCACAAACUCGUGUGUCCUGACUUGUCUGAAUAACCUGGAAUACCAAAGUGAUGUUAUAAGAACCUCAUUUACUAAAUAUUUCCUUUGUAAAAUAUAAAUGUCAUGUUUUCAUCUGUCAACAUUUUUAUUCAAGUUUUAAAUGUUCAAAAAGUGCAUUACGUUGUAUUUUACCUUCAUAAACAUUGCUCAUUUUUCACGUGAAAAAUUGUCAGGAAUACUGUAAGCAUAUUGAUGCUCACGAGAAAAUGAACUGUAUUGGCAUAGUUCGCUAUUCUAUGAUGAUCGGGAGAAUUUCGAUUAUUUUGUGCUGUUUACUAUAAUUGUGUCGUUCGCUGUGUAUUAGAACCAUUAUAACAGGAGCUUGGACUUUGGGUAGUUGUGUCAAACAGCAAUGUCACGUAUGCCUGUCUAUUUCAUUGCUGCCCACUCAGUGAAAGCUCAUUGAAAUCAACACGAUUUGUCUGGCUUCUGAGCUAACACUACGCAAUCGGUGCAUAUUUCACUUGAAUCCAGCAUCAUUUUAACAUGUUUUGACGCAAGAAGUGAUAGCUACGUCCUACGGAAAGUCCAAGGCCUUGUAAUAAUGGUUUUAAGUUUUAAACGAUAAGUACAGGUCUGUUCAUUACAUUGCAAUCAGUUGGAUCAAAUUAAAGAACCAGGAGUGUCAUAAAAGGGUGAGAAAGAUGUGGGCUCAUAUUUCCCUUUAAAUUGUUGUCUCCACCUGGGCUGCUAUCAAGAUCAUAACAAUACGGACAAGGCUCCCAGCCGUUAGCUCCUAGAUAUCAAGUUCUGUAGAACAGAUCGUUUGUUUCGCCGCUAUGUAACAUUGAAACUCCAGUGGAAAGUACUAGAUGGUAUGCUGCUAUUUGUUAACCGCUGCGAAGUUCUUCGGCAAGGUGUGCCCAAGUGAUAGAGGGAUGCCGAUCUAUGCCAGAAGGCGUUGAAGUGGUUGGCCAACACCUUGCUGCAACUGGAACUGUAAGGAUACCAAGGAUUAUCGGCUAUUGCCCGGAUGUGCCCUGUUUGUCCCUGAGGUUUUCAAGGAUCCGACGAGAGUUUCUCCCUCGACUGUUUCUCAUGCGCGGACCCUUGCAUCUCGCCAUGUCGCACCAAUUUAGUAGUUAAUAAUGAAACUAGUAUGAUUUUGUUACUCCACCAACAGGUGAAUUUGCAAUAUCAAUGCCUAGAACGACCUUACUGCCCAAUCACGUAAAUUACCUGGAGAUGUAUCUUUUUCCGUUAAUUUUUUUUAUAUUGCAGAAAAAUGUUACUUUUAUAUCAGUAACAUUAAAGAAGCAUCAAUAGGUUUACAUACUGAAUAAAUAAAUGAGAGAACAUUG